This is a messenger RNA of Cryphonectria parasitica EP155, 393 nucleotides long. Its product is annotated as RBP11-like subunits of RNA polymerase. Gene Ontology annotation, molecular function: protein dimerization activity. The record is from RefSeq and is a predicted model, not a curated record. The transcript is spliced from 4 exons. Lineage: Eukaryota; Fungi; Ascomycota; Sordariomycetes; Diaporthales; Cryphonectriaceae. Gene Ontology annotation, cellular component: RNA polymerase II, core complex. Gene Ontology annotation, biological process: transcription by RNA polymerase II. The coding region runs from base 1 to 393 and encodes 130 amino acids.
AUGAACGCCCCUGACAGGUUUGAGCUCUUCUUGCUCAGUGAUGGCGAGAAGAAGAUUUCCGAGACGCCCUUCCCUCGCAUGUCCAACUGCUCUGACUUCUUGAUCAAGAAGGAGGACCACACCAUCGGCAACCUCAUGUCCGAGCACCUCAAGCAGCACCCCCACGUCCUGAUGGCUGGAUACAAGAUCGCUCACCCUAACGUGCCUGAGCUAUUCAUCCGUGUCCAGACUGACGGCACCAUCACGCCCAAGGAUGCCUUCGUCGAGGUCGCCCGCAACCUGAUCGCCAAGUUCGCUCAGCUGGGCCGCGAGUUCACCCGCGAGUACGAGCUGCGUCGCAUGGCCACCACAGGUCCCACCGACGGCGACGGCAAUGCCAACGGCGGCUUUUAG